AUGGAAAAGUUCCAAACUCACACUGGGGAGAAACCGUACAAGUGUGAGGAGUGCAGCAAGCAGUUCAGUCGGCUGAGUAAUCUGAAGACUCACAUCCAAACUCACACUGGGUGCACCAGUGCAGGAGGUCAUUUCAAUCCAGCAAAGAAGAACCACGGAGGUCCUCAGGAUGAGGAAAGGCAUGUUGGUGACCUGGGUAAUGUAGAGGUGGGAGAAGAUGGUGAGGCCAACAUCAAAAUCACAGACUCCCAGCUCCAGCUGACCGGUCCUAACUCCAUCAUUGGUCGUGCAGUCGUGGUGCAUACUGGUGAGGAUGACCUAGGGAAAGGCGGAUUCGAUGACAGCCUGACUACGAGGCACGCCGGAGGACGUGCAGCGUGCGGCGUCAUCGGAGUCACCAAGCAGUGACUCGCCCGCCUGCGAAGCCCUUCAACUGUCGACGGAGUGAAACAAAAGCUAUGACUGCUGCACCAGACACUAUGACUCAAGUGCCAGUAACAAUGCUACACUCAGAUCUAUCAAUGAAAAUUCAUCUGCGUUGGUAGUUACAUGUUUAAGGUUAAAACUUUUGUUCUAGAUUGAGCUUUUGACCAAUUACUCUUCAAAUUUCAAUUAGAAUGUCUUCUUCAAUAGACUGACCGACCAGUGAGACUUAUCAUGUGGCAGUUCUAUGGUACAAAGAAUCAAGUUCAAUCAACUGUACUAGUAGUACAUUCUGGAGGGUUUACAAUUGUGCAACUGUAAGGUGAUUUUGUGUUCUCCUGUAGGCAGUUGAUAGAGGCUAACACAGUGACUGCUCUUUUUGUUCCUUGUUGUUACUGUCCAUGAAGCUAGUCUGCUUAUGCUAAAGAGCUAUUUAGACCUAGCAAGAAGAAGCUAUUUUCAGCAAUGUUGACAGCCCCUCACAGUCUGUGUGGUUUGUAUUGUGAAUAUCAGAAUAAACUGGCUACAAGCUCUCAGGGCAUUCGGA
Branchiostoma belcheri (Belcher's lancelet) is the source of this 970-nucleotide messenger RNA. Its product is annotated as superoxide dismutase [Cu-Zn] 1-like. Lineage: Eukaryota; Metazoa; Chordata; Leptocardii; Amphioxiformes; Branchiostomatidae. The record is from RefSeq and is a predicted model, not a curated record. Bases 1 to 408 code for a protein of 135 amino acids. Gene Ontology annotation, biological process: removal of superoxide radicals. The transcript has 5 exons. Gene Ontology annotation, molecular function: copper ion binding; superoxide dismutase activity.